AUGCCGCGGCUGAACAAGCGGGAGUUAGAACGGUGCAGACAGAGGCGAGAACAAUGGAUGGAGAAGCACCUGCCUCGAGUUCACGCAGCUAAGCGUCCCAAUGCUGUGUAUUUGGAGAAUCCUAAAGUGCUGGAGCUGCUUCGACAUAUUUCAGACGGCCUCAAUGAAUUGUUAAUGGCGAGACCUUUGUCUCCUCUUCCUUGGCUCGCAGACUACUUACGACGAACAUGCAAGCUUGAAUACGAGGUUCAGAGCACCGUAUCUGAGAGUUUGAUCCUCGAGAUGCACAGGAAGCGAAGAGUAAUACAAAGGGCUCUUCGCGAUACCAAGCAGAAUGAAACGGAAAUCAAGCAGCUGAUCCGAAAAAUCGUCCUGUUAGAGCAAGACUUAAAGCUUGUAGGUCGAGAACGUCGCCUCAAGAGAAUCGAUUAUGAAUUUCUCGAAUGGGAGCAACCGUCCGUGCAAUCCAACUGGAGGUUGUCCUCUUCCGAACGCAAAUCUUCUGUGACAUUGGGUGCUGCAUCUCCGCAACUUUUUAAGACAAAUUUCGAGUUGACACGGAAGCUGGAAGAGAUUGAACAAGCUCAACAAUCAAUGCACACCCGAUUUCUGACAAUGCAACAAACGUUCGGACAGUUGCAGCAAGAGGUAGCUGUACGCAACAAAUUCAUCGUUAAACUGUCCGAGUUACACGUGACAACGAGGACACAGGCCAUCAUGGACGGCACCUCUGUGUUUCUCAACUCACAGAAACAUUGGGUUCCACGUGGGUAUCUGUUAACUCCGAAAGCUUUGUCCGGCGCUGAGUUACUCGGCUUACGUCGAGCUGAAAGCUUUCUUAUGGAAAGAGACGAAUUUUAUUGGAAAUUUUUACUACGAACUCAACUGGAGUACGACUCAGCUACAUUAAUUCAGAGUGUGUGGCAUGGUCGUCGAGCCUUUCACGCCUUUCAAGAACUCUUAAGAAGACGACGACGAGCUGCUACGUUGAUCCAACGCAACUACUUCCGUUAUCUCUUCACUCGUGCCACUAGUUUGCCUCGUUGGUGUCGUCCUGGACGAGAAGUGAUCGUAGCACCCAGUAUCGCACAGAAAUGCGCCAUCUCCUUUCGAUUCUACCCCAAGAGAGACUUCCCCGCUGGGAAUUAUCGUCGAGAACCGAAAGGAACGAGUAUCUACGAGCUCAUGGAGAUAGCGAGGCAGGACGAAAUGUGCGCGGGUUUCACGACAGAUGGAGCGCUUAAACGCUUCCUCCCGCGCAUGCUCUCUCAACUUAAGCCUAUGAUGUCUUCUCCAUCCACCCAGGACGGUCUCUAUGUCAAGGUGUUCCCAAAUAAAGACGAGAAGGUCAUCAACUCUGCGAUAGUCGUGGAGGUUCCUGAGGAUCGUUUCGGGUUAGUCCGCGUCGUUCUUGACGGUAUUGCGCUCACGGAAUCAGUUCCCGUUGCGAAACUCACAGACCGCUGGAAACGCGUUCGAGUUAAACGUACAAAGUCGAAGGAACGGAGGAAAACUCGCGCUAUAGUUUUCGGUAAAGGAACGCCUACAAUUUUCACGGAUGAUAUCGAGAACGACUCGGCUAUCGUCGAUCCGGGCACCCCCGACACCACUUAUGAACGCAUUGAAAGUGACGAAGAGGAGGUUGAGGAGAGUUUGGAGAAAGAAUGGCGACGUAUAAGGAGACGGAGAAGAAACGAGAACGUUGAUGACGAUCCGGAUUAUAUCUUUGAAGACUUGGCGACAGGCCGCGUCAUGCGUCGUGGACAUCCUAAUAACACUCACGAAGACCCGAUAGCUCGUACACGUGUGAUUGCUUCUCGUAAGAAAGAGUACGAGGACGAGAAGCAAAGUCAAUUUAGAGCCAGGCAACUCGUUUGUGCAGUGAGAAUUCAGUGUGCUUGGAGAUCUAAACGAGCACGAGAACAUCUCCAGCAGAUUUUCGUGCUUCGAGCGAAAGAACGAGAACGUGAACGUCUCGUGGAUCAAGUUGGACGACAAGCUAAACCCAGAAAGACAAAAAGAGGGGGUUUGUUUGCGAAAUUUCGACGUAGAUAA
This is a messenger RNA of Phytophthora infestans T30-4, 2055 nucleotides long. RefSeq lists its product as uncharacterized. Lineage: Eukaryota; Oomycota; Peronosporomycetes; Peronosporales; Peronosporaceae. The transcript is spliced from 4 exons. The record is from RefSeq and is a predicted model, not a curated record. The coding region runs from base 1 to 2055 and encodes 684 amino acids.